Ylistrum balloti is the source of this 3064-nucleotide messenger RNA. Its product is annotated as alpha-L-fucosidase-like. Gene Ontology annotation, molecular function: alpha-L-fucosidase activity. Gene Ontology annotation, cellular component: lysosome. NCBI's taxonomy places the organism in Eukaryota, Metazoa, Mollusca, Bivalvia, Pectinida, Pectinidae. The record is from RefSeq and is a predicted model, not a curated record. The transcript is spliced from 8 exons. Gene Ontology annotation, biological process: glycoside catabolic process; fucose metabolic process. Bases 176 to 1564 code for a protein of 462 amino acids.
AGUUUGUAAACAAAGUUAGGUAAUGUUAGGUAGAUAAGUCUGUUGAAUUAUUUCAUUCGCCUAUUCAAUCGCUUCCAUAAGUCGUAACUCGAAGGACUGGUUUUAGUAAACGCAAGAAGCAUAACAGCUAUCGGACGUUGAAAAAGCAAACAAACUAAUUUCUUCUUUCAGAGGUAUGUCCGCAGCUCUUUAUAAUCAUGAGAUUGUCUCGUUUCUGGUUGUGUUUAUCUGCAUUGGACUGACAUGUAGCACCAAAUACACGCCAGACUGGGCAUCUCUGGACUCCAGGCCUCUUCCAACUUGGUAUGACGAGUCGAAGAUCGGGAUCUUCAUUCAUUGGGGAGUGUUUUCCGUUCCCAGCUUUACCAAUGAAUGGUUCUGGUACGACUGGAAGACUUUCAAGAAUCCAUCUGUUAUAAAUUUUAUGAAGAACAACUACCCACCAGAUUUCACGUAUGCUGAUUUUGCACCAAAAUUUACAGCUGAAUUUUACAAUCCUGAACAAUGGGCUGACAUUUUCAGUGCAUCCGGUGCUAAGUAUGUUGUUUUGGUCACCAAGCACCAUGAAGGUUUUACCAACUGGCCAUCCAAGGUCUCAUGGAACUGGAACGCCAUGGAUGUUGGACCUAAACGGGAUCUUGUCGGUGAAUUGGCUACAGCAGUCAGGAAGAAGCCGGGCAUGCACUUUGGGACAUAUCAUUCCCUUUUUGAGUUCUAUCACCCGCUAUACCUCCAGGAUAAAGCCAAUGGGUACAGGACACAGGACUUUGUACGGGACAAGACCAUGCCAGAGCUGUAUGAGCUGGUCAAUGAGUACAAACCAGAGGUGAUAUGGUCAGAUGGGGAUUGGGAGGCACCAGACACCUACUGGAAUGCCACAGAAUUCCUUGCCUGGCUCUACAAUGAAAGCCCUGUGAAGGACACAGUAUUGGUAAAUGAUCGAUGGGGCAGUAAUACUAGAUGUCUUCAUGGUGGAUUUUGGAAUUGCCAUGACAAGUACAACCCAGGAGUUGUCCAAAAGCAUAAAUGGGAGAAUGCAAUGACACUAGACAAAGGAUCUUGGGGAUAUAGACGGACAAGUAAACUAAGUGAUUACCUGACCAUGGAUGAACUGAUAAAAACCAUUGCUUCAACUGUAAGUUGUGGUGGUAAUGUCCUGAUCAACAUUGGCCCUACCCAUGAUGGACGUGUGAUUCCUAUUUUUGAGGAACGACUUAGACAGAUGGGAAAGUGGCUGGAUGUUAAUGGUGAGGCUAUCUACUCUUCGAUACCCUGGACUCACCAGAAUGACACCAUCACACCAGAUGUCUGGUACACUUCAAAGAAGACUGUGAAUGGGACAGAUGUGUAUGCUAUAGUACUGGACUGGCCUAGAAACAACAAGCUGAUCUUGGGAUCACCUAAUGUGAGCUCUGAAACAGUCGUGUCUCUGAUGGGGUACCCGAACAAGCUCAAUUGGGUACCAGGAACUCAAUCUGGAGUUGAAAUACAGAUCCCUGACAUUCCAUACAAUAAGAUGCCAUGUCAGUGGGCAUGGGUCUUUAAAUUCUCAAACCUUAGCUAAGAUUAAAGUGUUAAGAAUACCUACUUACAUAUUUUCAACAUGUACCAUCUUGUUUUAGUAUUUACUGAAAACAAAUUUCAGAGUUGCUUUCAUUUGAUUUAGACCCUCUUUUUUACAGGCAAGUUCAAGUGAACUGGGGAUGAGAUAGGGGUUUUCCCAACCAUUAUCUAACUUAUCAGAUGCAUGAGUAUUUUCCUCUCUUCCCAGUGCCUUGCUCUCCUUAACUCCACUCUUGGGAUUAUUGGUGUUACAUCAUUGUUAUUGAAGGGGAAUCCCUCUAUCUCAACCACACACAAAAAAGCCUUACAUUGUAAAUGUAUAAAACCUGUCAAGGGUAAAAGAAAUUUCAUUGAUCAUUCCUAUAUUGACACCUGAAUUCACUACCCAUCAUGUCAGACUUAUUUUAAUGGUUCUGUUCAAUCUAUGAGCUGUAUGUCUGGGAGAUAUAAAGCUUGUGUACAUUCCUUCAUGCAUGUGUGUGAGAAUGAAGUAGUUUUUGCCAAUUCUCUAGUACCUGGUAACCUUUGUGUAAGUGAGUAUUCCAGUAAUCUCAAUAAACUUGUGUAUUGUGGAAUGUCAGAAUUAGAGGGGGUGAAAGAUGGUGAUUCAAUAAUCUUUAUACAUAAAAUGCACAUACGACAUUGAUUCUGUAAGCAUUCUUAUGUUAGUUAUGUUUUAGUAGAUAGAUCUGUGUAUUGUAUAAUUAUUCUGUAGUCUUCUUUUUUUGUGUAAUGUACAUUGUUUAUUAUAUGCCAGAUAUAGCUUGUUCAGUAUUUUUAAAAAUUCAUUUACAAAUAUCUGAAAAAUAUUGUUAAAUAAAUUAUAAGUAUUUAUUCAUGCAUUUUAACAAAAGUCAUACUGUUAGCUGAUAAUCAUUAUAUAAAGACCUUGCUGUAAUAGGACCUGAAGAAAGACAAUCUUUUAUACAUUUGAUGUGUUUUAUGUGGAAAUUGAUAUAUUUUCAAAGAUUUUUAUCUUUCGUUUAUAGACACCUUGUUUUAUCUUCUGUUUAUCAUGUACAUUUAAUUCUACUUAUACCCUUUUUAAUUAUUGUUGGCUUGAAUUCUUUUUGGGGACAAUUACAUAAUGUGAUAUGAUCUAGCAGUUUUAAUGUGUACGAAAGUCGACCCAUUGAGGUUCUUGUUGAUAUGUAUAUUGUUUUGAAAUAACAGCUGAACUUCACUGGUCACUCUUUAAGUGUCCUCUGGAGUAAAUUUGCUCUUUUUAGUUUAUGUAGGUAUAUUUCAGUAGUCCUACUGAAUAAGUGGUUUAGAGCAGUAGAAAAUGCAAUAUUUCUUCAGAAGCGCCAUUAUAGCCAUACAUUGACCAUGUUUACUCCAUGAGCGCAACUUUCAGACAUUUCAGACUUUCAUGAAAUAUCAGUAGAUGUUUACUUUCUAUACUUGUACAUGAUUUGAAUAUCCUAAUAAAACUCAUUCACUGCAGGAAUUGUAAGGGUUUUUUUCCCAUUUCAACAAUUACUGUAGUACAUUAAGUACA